Messenger RNA from Westerdykella ornata, 2860 nucleotides. RefSeq lists its product as uncharacterized. Gene Ontology annotation, molecular function: actin filament binding. The transcript is spliced from 5 exons. The coding region runs from base 188 to 2584 and encodes 798 amino acids. NCBI's taxonomy places the organism in Eukaryota, Fungi, Ascomycota, Dothideomycetes, Pleosporales, Sporormiaceae. The record is from RefSeq and is a predicted model, not a curated record. Gene Ontology annotation, cellular component: plasma membrane; site of polarized growth; cortical actin cytoskeleton. Gene Ontology annotation, biological process: regulation of actin filament polymerization.
CUCAUCAAUUCGACUACGCGUCAACCGUCCAACAUUCUCAGUGCACCGGUUGCCGAGUCAUAACACCGCUGCCAAGUCAAGCGAGCCUUCCAGCUUUCCCUGGCCGCUCUCCCUCUCAUUCAUUAGACACCCCUCCAAACAUCGAACCCCUCCACGGUGAAAGCUCCUUGACAUCGCCGAGCCCAACAUGGCGACUUUGAAUACUUCUACCAACGGUCCCACCAUAACGAGAAGCUACCAGAGUAUCGUCAAUGCUCCUGCUCCCUCUGGGCCCAAAGCGUCCUCUCCAACAUACGGCCAAUGGGCUGUGUUCACUGUUGCGGCUCCGCUCGUCAGCGCGUUCCAACAUGAUGGCGGAAAGGAGAGUGUCUUGAAAGUUCAGACUACAGGCGAGGGUGAACUCGAAGACCUAAUAGACGAAUUCUCGGACGGUCGGAUCCAAUUCGCUUUCGUCAAGGUCAAGGACCCAAAUACAACACUGCCGAAAUGUGUUCUUAUAGCCUGGUGCGGCGAGGGUGUUCCGGAGCGGACUAAGGGUUACUUUGGCAGCCACCUAGGUGUUGUCACAAAGCUUCUUCAUGGUUAUCAUGUUCAAAUCACUGCUCGAUCCGAGGCGGAUCUGACUCCUGAGAGGAUCAUACAAAAGGUUGCAGAUGCCUCGGGUGCCAAGUACUCCGGCGGUCCUACCAUUCCCUCGUCCGGUGGACCACCACCCGUCGCUGCGAAGAAGCCUGCUUUCACGCCCACACAGGUGGGAGGCGGAGGUUCAGGGUUUAAUCCUCUGGGGUCCAGGUCCAGAGCACCUGCGCCUAGCGGGGAUGUUGACAAUGACGGCUGGGGUGCGGACGCACCUCCUGUCACCCGCACACAGCUUGAAAGAGUCCAACCUGCCUACCAACCCACCAAGGUCAAUAUGGCGGAACUUACUUCGAAGAAACCCGAACCCUCGCGCUUCCAAGCCCCUGAGCGGCAGGAAACCCCUCCUGAUGUUGUCAAAGGCGGAUACCAGCCUGUUGGGAAGGUGGAUAUUGCGGCGCUGAGGGCCCAGGCCAAGGCACAGGGACAGGAUGACAGGCCUACUGUAGUGAAGGGCGCAUACGAACCCGUUGGCAAAGUUGAUAUUGCUGCUAUCCGCGCCAAGGCUCAGGCCGCCCCUGAGCGACCCUCUCCACCCCCUGCUGCUGGCAACGAAGGGGAAGCUCCCAAGUCGCUAGCCGAGAGGGCAGCAGCCUUCAAACAGUCCGAGAGGCUCACCACCCUACCGAAGCCCAAGGUUGCAAACAAGUUUGGAGGUGCCAGUACGUUCACCGGGACGAAGGCUCCAACGCCGGUCGCUUUUGGUGCUAAGCCUGUCGUGCCUGCCGCCCCUGUUGGCACCGCGAGCAAAACGUUUGCGGAUGAAGGAGGGAAGACUCCCGCGCAGAUUUGGGCUGAGAAGAAGCGCGCUCAAGGAGGCAAUGUCAUCUCUCCUUCCAACACAGGUGGAGUUUCGCCUUCGUUGCCAGUGCAGAAGAGCGGAGAAGGUGGCUGGAAGAGCGGUUACACGGGUAAGUCGUGGGCGCCAGUGCAGACAACACGAACAGGUCAGUCCGCUACAAGCAACCUGAGCGACCAGCGUACGGGCGAGGAACCUCGACACGAAGAGCCUUCCGCUCCUGCGCCACCUCCUAUGGAUUUGUCAAGUAAGCCGAACGCUGGAGCUCGCGGAGUCCCCAUACCCGGACUUGCACGUCCUGCGGAACGAGAAGAAGAGGAAAUUCCUCCAGUCCAGCAUCAACAUGUGCCGUCACCGCCUCCCCAGCCCCGAAGCCCCUCGCCGGAACGCCGCAGCCCGUCGCCAGAGCCUGCCGGCUCCCCUGUCCGCAUCGCUAUGCCUGUCGCUCGCGGCAGACAACCCGAGGAGAUUACUCCAGCCCUACAUGAAGAGGAGGCUCCUCCUAUGCCAGCCCGUUCGCUCAAUCAAGCCGCCCAACAAGCCCGCGACGUCUCCCCCGAGCCCGAGCCCAAAGUCCAAGCGCAGGAUCCCGCCCGUGGCGCUGGUGCAGCGGUAGCUGCCGCCACCUUCGGCGCCGCCGCUGUGGCCGGUGCCUCCGCAGCAGCCGGUAGUGGCACCGGGAAACGCGCCUUGAUCCAGUACGACUACGAGAAAGCCGAGGAUAACGAAAUCGAGCUCCGUGAAGGCGAGUACGUGACCAACAUCGAGAUGGUCGACGAGGACUGGUGGAUGGGCCAGAAUUCGCAGGGGGAGACGGGCCUCUUUCCUUCGAACUACGUCGAGCUUGUCGAAGACGAUGAGGGUGGCGCUGAAGCGGAUAGUGGCGCGGCUGCUCCUCCGCCCUUGCCUACGCAUCCCUCUGCCGCGGAGGAGGCCCCGCCUGCGGCGCCGCCGCAACCCGCUGGGCAGAGCGAGGGGCCGACGGCUACGGCGCUGUAUGAUUAUGAUGCAGCGGAGGACAACGAGUUGAGUUUCCCCGAGGGAGCGAAGAUUACGCAUGUGGAGUUCCCGGAUGAGGAUUGGUGGCUGGGUCAGUAUAAUGGCCAGUCUGGGUUGUUCCCGGCGAAUUACGUACAGCUUGAUGAGUAAGUCCGAGGGCGGUUGGGGGAGAUUUUGGGGUGUCGAGGGCGCUGGGAGAGAUCCUAGUUCUGCGGGAUUUAUAGGAAGGCGUCUGGAGGGGUGAGCAUUGCCGCGUGUGGAUGUCGAAUAUGUCUAUGUGGAAGCAGUUGAGCAAGCAAGCAGACAUGUCGAGUAUGUCUAGCUUGGGCGAGUCCGAGCUUCCUGGAAGCAGUAGCAUUAGGCCGUUCAGUCGGAUUAGGGUAGAUAGAUAAGUGCUCGAACAGAAAAUCCCAUUUCACAACCUCC